CCCCUUCCGUCUGACGCGCCCUCGGCGGCGGCCGCGCAGCCCUGGCUCCUCGCGGGCUCGGGCAGCGGCUGCGGCGCGGUGAUGGCAAGCAGCGGUGGCGGUAACACCGGCGCGGGUGGCACCUCGGGGCUGGGCCUGGGCUUGGGGCUGGGCCUCAGCAUGGGUGAGGCCACCGGCGACGCGGAGGAGGAGGCGGCCGCAGCCGAGGCAGUGGGACGCCUGGCUACGUCCCUGUGGCUGCGGCUCCGUGGCUGGGAGGCGGUGCUGGCGGCUGCACAGCGACUGCUGGUAUGGGAGAAGCCGCUGCACAGCCUGGUCACGGCGGCCACACUCAACGGCCUCUUCUGGUUGUUGUCUUCGUCGUCCCUUCGGCCCUUCUUCCUGCUCAGCAUAUCACUUUUGACCUAUUUUCUCCUGGAUCUCUGGCAUCCUCGCUUUCUCCCUGACGUUUCAGCACCACCCCCUGAAGAACCGCACUCCGACAGUGAGGGUGCGGGGUCAGGCGCCCAGCCGCACCUGCUGAGUGUGCCCGAGUUGUGCAGAUACCUGGCUGAGAGCUGGCUCACCUUCCAGAUUCACCUGCAAGAGCUGUUGCAGUACAAGAGGCAGAAUCCAGCUCAGUUCUGUGCUCGAGUCUGUUCUGGCUGUGCUGUGCUAGCUGUGUUGGGACACUAUGUUCCAGGAAUUAUGAUUUCCUACAUUGUCUUGCUAAGUAUCCUGCUGUGGCCCCUGGUGGUUUAUCAUGAAUUGAUCCAGAGGAUGUAUACUCGCCUGGAGCCCUUGCUCAUGCAGCUGGACUACAGUAUGAAGGCAGAAGCCGAUGCCCUGCACCACAAACAUGACAAGAGAAAGCGGCAAGGGAAGAAUGCACCCCCAGCAGGAGAUGAGCCACUGGCAGAAACAGAGAGUGAAAGCGAGGCAGAGUUGGCUGGCUUCUCUCCAGUGGUGGAUGUGAAGAAAACAGCCCUGGCCUUGGCUAUUACAGACUCUGAGCUGUCAGAUGAGGAGGCCUCUAUCUUAGAGAGCGGUGGUUUCUCUGUCUCUCGGGCCACCACCCCACAACUGACAGAUGUUUCUGAGGAUUUGGACCAGCAGAGCCUACCAAGUGAGCCAGAAGAGGCUCUGAGCCGGGAACUAGGGGAGGGGGAGGAGACAGAGCUGGCCCCUCCUGAAGACCUGCUAAGUGCUCCUCCGGCCCUCUCGAAGCAAGCCCUGGAUACUGAAGAGGAGGGGGCUGCAGACAAGGAAACCUUGCUUCAGCUCUCAUCCCCGCUUCACUUUGUGAAUACGCACUUCAAUGGGGCAGGGUCCCCCCAGGAAGGAGUGAAAUGCCCUCCUGGAGGACCAGUGGAGACCCUGAGCCCAGAGGCAGUGAGUGGUGACCUAAUGGCUCCAUCCAGCACCCUCUCACCCCAACUAUGCCUUCCUGAAAGUGGUCCAGUUACCCUCCUCUCUCCCUCUGUGCUCCCAUCCCUUCCCCAGGACUCACCUCAAGCCCUGACUGCUCCUGAGGAGGAAGAGGCACUCACCACUGAGGACUUUGAGUUGCUGGAUCAGGGGGAGCUGGAGCAGCUGAAUGCAGAGCUGGGCUUGGGACCAGAGAUGCCCCCAAAGCCCCCUGAUGCUCUGCCUCCUCCUCCCCUGGGGCCAGACAGCCAUUCUCUGGUACAGUCAGACCAAGAGGCUCAUGCAGUGGUUGAGCCAUGAGCCAUGGCAGAAUGAGCUGCAGGCACACUAGGGCUUCCUGACUAGGCAUGUCACAUUUUCUCCUCUCCCUACCAGUCCGGGGAGAGAGGCACUGUGUGGGAAAGCUGGCUGUCCUGGAAGCCAGCCCACUCUGCCUGCCUGCCUGCUGUCCUGGGACCUGGUAUAAUACCAAGCCCAGGAUUGGUUUUAUGUCUGUAAAUAAUUUUCCAUUUGGGUUAGUGGACGUGAUGAAGGCUAGGGACAUCCUUCCUAGCCUGCAGUUGCUUCCCUGCCUCAUCCCUUCUCAUUCUACUGUGUCCCAAGCCCUGGUGGUCUACCUUUUCCUUUUCUUCCUAUCCUCAGGGACCUGUGCUGCUCCACCCUCAUGUCCCACUUGGUUGUUUAGUUGAGGCACUUUAUAAUUUUCUCUACUGUCCCACCUCCCCUUGGCUAAGACCCUGCUGUGUCCUGUCCUUCGCAGCCUGAUCCCCACUCUUUGCCACCUCCUCUUUUCUCACAGGCGCUGGCCAAGUUUUAGGGCAGGUUCUCUUCUGAGGAGACUGGGUGGUGUCAGGCCAGCAGUGCUGUGCUUGGGUCACUGUCACCUUGAACCUGCACUGUACCUUGCCCAGUUCAACCCUCAUGAUGCAGAACAGCAGGGUCCCAUAGCACUUUGCCAGCACUGAGGAUGGCAUGUUCUCUCUCCUUUUGAGGUGAGGGACUUCCUUCUGUAUUAGAGAGGAAGAACAAAACCUACUCGUCUGGACCACAGUUGAGACUCCCAGCCAGGGUCUAAAGUGGAUAGUAAGAUCUCUCUGUAGGUGUUAACUGGAAAAAUAAACUGUUGAUUGGCUAGAACCGCUGCCUGUCUGCCUGCUUGUCUCACUGUGAGCUGUGCUGACUCCCACACUGCACUUUGUCCCCUUCUCUCCCUUAUGCCCUUCAUCCCAGUACAGCCUCUCUUGGUUACUUUCCCUGUAAAAGCCAGAGGCAGGGAUUAUCCUGACAACCCUACCUACUCCUCAGUCAUCUUCCGUGACUGAUCCACAGUGAGAUUUAGCAUGUGUGAAUAAAUUACAUGCUGGAGCAAA
Molecule: messenger RNA, 2777 nt
Organism: Rattus rattus (black rat)
Lineage: Eukaryota; Metazoa; Chordata; Mammalia; Rodentia; Muridae
Gene: Retreg2
Product: reticulophagy regulator family member 2
Exons: 9
Coding region: 82-1707 (541 amino acids)
Source: RefSeq, a predicted model, not a curated record